AUGGCCGAGAAGGUCCCCGAGAAGAUAAAUCCCGAGACAGCGCCAGACCCGGACGAAGACGACCUGGACGACCUGGACGACGUUCUCGACGAGUUCCAAGCAACCUCAAUAUCGGAAAAGGCCAAACCUACAUCCUCCACCGCCCCUGCAGCAUCAGGUCCCGGCAGACCGACUACCAGCGACGAUGCGUCGCAACCAGCCGCAGACCUUUCGGAAGAAGACUUCGCCAAACAGCUACAAUCUGGCAUGACUUCGUUAAUCUCGGAGCUGGACUCGAACCCGGAAAUGCAGCAGGAAUUCGAGAAGAUGAUGCAAGAAUUGAUUGCGGCUGGAGCGGCAGGGACAGACCAACAAGCCGGUGAACAUCUCAAACAAGCUGCAGAAGCCGUGCCGAAGGCCCCAACAGCAGACGAGAGCAGUAAACCAAAGACUGCGGCGGCGAGCAGCAAGAAGGGUUCAGCUGGAGGAGAUGAUUUCCAAGACACAAUCCGCCGGACAAUGCAGCGCAUGCAAGCUUCAGAUUCCGGCGCAACAGCAGCCUCCACGGCGCCUCAAUCCGAAGAGGAUGUCCUGGCGCAGAUGAUGAAAGAGCUGACUGAAGGCGGAGGAGGUAUGGGUGGCGGUGGAGAAGACUUUAAUGCCAUGCUCAUGUCCAUGAUGGCACAUUUGACAAACAAGGAGAUCUUGUACGAACCGAUGAAGGAGUUGAGCGAUAAGUUCCCGGCAUGGCUGGAGAAGAACCGAGAGAAGACACCCAAGGACGAACUGGAAAGAUAUGAAAAGCAAAGGCAGCUGGUCGGCGAGAUCGUGGCGAGGUUUGAGAAGCGUGGAUACAGCGAUGACAACGAGGAAGACAGGGAAUAUAUCGUGGAGAGGAUGCAGGAGAUGCAAAGUCAAGGAUCACCUCCAUCCGAUCUUGUAGGCGACAUGUCCGCCGCUCAAGACGCCCUGGGAGAUCUAGAGUCUGGAUGCCCGACGCAAUAA
Molecule: messenger RNA, 984 nt
Organism: Zasmidium cellare ATCC 36951
Lineage: Eukaryota; Fungi; Ascomycota; Dothideomycetes; Mycosphaerellales; Mycosphaerellaceae
Exons: 2
Coding region: 1-984 (327 amino acids)
Biological process (GO): protein import into peroxisome membrane
Cellular component (GO): peroxisome; peroxisomal membrane
Source: RefSeq, a predicted model, not a curated record